This is a messenger RNA of Physcomitrium patens, 2653 nucleotides long. RefSeq lists its product as uncharacterized. Gene Ontology annotation, biological process: regulation of DNA-templated transcription. NCBI's taxonomy places the organism in Eukaryota, Viridiplantae, Streptophyta, Bryopsida, Funariales, Funariaceae. Gene Ontology annotation, molecular function: protein dimerization activity; DNA-binding transcription factor activity. The record is from RefSeq and is a predicted model, not a curated record.
UCCAAAACCCCAGACAUAUAAGUGACAUCUACUUCUUGGCAUAUUAGGGGAUUUCUAUUUUGAAACAUCUAAGUAUGCUCAUCUCCUAUCAGUUAACUUGCCUAGCGAUCGACCCUCACCAGAGCCCAUAAAAAGGCCCUGCUUGCUAGAAUGGGAUAAUCUGCCGUCUGCACAACAACUGAGACGAAGUAGUACAUCAUUUCGAGAGGGGCCCGACGACGAAGAAGAAGCAGAAGAAACGAACGUCUUUGGGGUUACCCACUAGUUUGGCUUGAAGUGGUCCUGCUCAGUUGGUGGACUAGGGGUAUUUGGUACAGAUAGCGCCAUAUCCAAGCUUGACAUUCCUAUCAAGCUUCUGAGUGAGUGCGUGACGGGGGAAGAUCGUAGCAUUGAAGUGUCGGCUUGAUCUAGCUAGAACCAGGUGUUCUGGGUAGCUAAUUCUCUGCCGAUUUUCUUCUUUGGUUUACAAGGUACCUCUACUUGCGUUGGGCACUGGUUGAACUUUAUAGCUUCUUUGGAAGACGUCGAGUUAGUCGUGCUUCAAGCCUUUCAUUGCAAAUGAGUCUGACCUUCAGAGCCGAUGACUGCAACGAACUGCCCAGUAUGGAGAAUUGGUUGAAUGCGGGGGCAGACUGGAACGAGCAUCAUGGAAUAGUGGAUGUAGAUGCCACGGCAACCGCGCCCUUGUUUUACCACACUGCUGAGGCUUCGACUACCAGCGGCGAGGAUUCUUUGUUCGACGCUCUGAAGAAGGGACAGGAGGCGAUCUCGACGCAUCCGACUUUCCUGAAACUGGACACGCUGGAGUUGUGCAAGCAGAAUCCGGAUGCGGUGCUGGUAAGGACUGGGAGCUCCAGCAUGGUAGACUCGUCGUCAAACGAGGUAGAUGUCUCCGAUCAUGCGAAUUCGCUCCCCUCCACAGGGAUGUUGGUGUCGAACCUGUUGGAUCGGACCGGUAGCUUAGACGAGUCGGGUUUGUACAUGGAAGCAGACAGUCCUCGGGGUCCACUAUCGCCAGCCGCGUUGCAACUCGGGAAGUCUCCUAAGGGGGUGGCCAUCAAACGCUCCUUUGAGGACGCAUCUGAAGCAUCGUGGAUGCCAGCUGCUGAGGCCACACAUAUUCGGGCAAGAAAAUCUGCCAAGCAGCAGCUGCCCAAAAAUGUGGCGCUCAGCCAGGAAGAUCUUCAGGCUUCUGCCGCGGCGGUUCCCUACCCGCCGUUCGUCGCCAUGGCGAGCUCCGGUGAGAUGGCUCCUCUCGCAAUUCGGAGUGGUGUCGCACCGGCCUUCGUGCCCGCAAGUGCCGCCAAUGUCCCCCCCCUUCUGUUCCCCACGCCGCUGACGCUACCCAAUGUUCCCAGCAUGGAAGAAAUCGCUCAGUCGCGACCGAAGCGGCGCAACGUGCGAAUCUCCAAGGACCCCCAGAGCGUAGCGGCCAGGCACCGGCGCGAGCGUAUAAGUGACCGUGUCCGCGUUCUGCAACACUUCGUUCCCGGGGGCACCAAGAUGGAUACCGCCUCCAUGCUUGACGAAGCCAUCCAUUAUGUCAAAUUCCUGCAGCAACAACUUCAGACGUUGGAGCAGAUUGGAAACAUGAGCGAUCCGAGGUUCAUGGCGCAGCCGGGUGGUCCGAUGAUGAUGCCGCAAAUGGGAGCCAUGAAUGCUGUGAGCCCGCUCGACUUAAACUGCGCAGUGUACCAAUCGUAUCCUGGCACUUCCGUUGUGCAUCCCGCUUCACAGCCACCUUCACAAUGGCCAAACACGAGGCCGACUAGCCCCUUCUGCAGCCAGGGCUUCCAGGACUCUGCUCAGGAGCAGUUUUGCCAUUAAGAGCUCACUCACCGCAUUCUUUCGUCUCGUUAGAUUAGGCUUCUAGAUGUUACGACGAAAUGCCCCACACAUUCGCUUGCUUGCAGUCGGCGAAUGCAGCAACUCGGAUAUGGAAUCACCGACCAAUGGAUACUUUCAAAUCAAUUGGAGGCUGUUUUGAGGGAGAAGUGUGGCGUGGUCCGCUUGUGCUCAGAGGCGACCAUCCACGUCUGACUGCUGAGAUCGUACGCUCUGCCAUUUAGAAUGGUUACAAGUGCGCCAUCGAUGGCUUGAUUGAUUUAUUCUUCUCGAACUUGAGCACUUGAGAAGUAUCACUUGUCACCUGCCUGAGCGGAGAUGUUCGAUCAAGUCACGGAGAGUAGCGACGCUGCGGUAAUGAAUACCUGCCUCUCCGGAGCUUGGGCCUCAGCAGCAAUUUUGUGAGUUGUCUGAAAAUUUUGCUUAUAAUUCUUCUUCUUGUACAGUCGAUCGAUAGGUAGAAAAUCAUCUAAGCCUGAUGGGAAAUACCUCUUGUUACAAUCAGACUAGAGGUAGUCCAUUUUUAGUUCGCCUCGUUCCGCCGUCUCUCUUGCAGUGUGUGCAGCAUGCGUGUGCCGCGUGAAAUCCUAGUGAGGAUCGCCGAGAUGUCCUAGUUUCUAGUUCAUAUUUGUUGAUUGUUAGGUUUGCUUCUGCCGAUUGUAGUUUCGGGAGCUGUGAUGCACAGUGGUCCAAUCGUGUCAGCUAAUCCUUUGUACGUAAAUGUACAUUUUCUGUUCACUUACGAGGAUGUGGUGGAUUGACCAGCCCCAUCGUUCCCGCAUUGUAAAGAUACUACGAUUUGUGCUCA